Molecule: messenger RNA, 408 nt
Organism: Henningerozyma blattae CBS 6284
Lineage: Eukaryota; Fungi; Ascomycota; Saccharomycetes; Saccharomycetales; Saccharomycetaceae
Gene: BUR6
Product: negative cofactor 2 transcription regulator complex subunit BUR6
Exons: 1
Coding region: 1-408 (135 amino acids)
Biological process (GO): transcription by RNA polymerase II; negative regulation of transcription by RNA polymerase II; positive regulation of transcription by RNA polymerase II
Cellular component (GO): negative cofactor 2 complex; nucleus
Molecular function (GO): RNA polymerase II general transcription initiation factor activity; protein heterodimerization activity; transcription coactivator activity
Source: RefSeq, a predicted model, not a curated record
AUGGACCCUAGCCCUGAACAACCCCAUAACGCAACCCUCGCGCACGUGAGCAGCCCUGACGGCGGCAAUGAGCAUAUGCAUCAACUUGUGGAUGAACCAUUAACACAAGUGUUUGAUAGAGUUAAGACACAUUUUCCCCCUGCUAAGAUUAAGAAGAUCAUGCAGACUGAUGAAGAUAUCGGUAAAGUAUCACAAGCUACGCCUGUGCUGGCGGGUAAAGCGCUUGAAUGUUUUAUAGCUUUAUUGGUACAACGUAGCUGUGCUGCUGCCGGUGAAGCAGGUGCUCGUCGUGUUAGUGGCGAGAUAUUACGUGAUACGAUUUUGCAUGAUGAACAGUUUGAUUUCUUACGUGAUACUGUUUGUGGAGGACAAGCGCGUGAUGUGGCGGAUGAUUCUUCGACUGUAUAA